AUGUUUGGUGCUACUAUGCGUUCAUUAUGCAUUCUGGCAUUCGCUGCCCACACCGCCUUCGCCGGUGUAGUAACUGUUUACCUCGUCGAUCCACCAAGACCCACCACGACCGAGCCAGACAUCUCUGUCGUCACCUACCUAGGUACAACACACGUCUCAGCGGUAGGCACCGGUGAGGGCGGACGGACGAAAUAUGAAAUGGACGCGGUGCAGAGCCUCCUCGUGGCCGACAUCCGUGGCAGCACGGUCACUGUCCUCAGCGAACCAACCACGAACAAAUUCCACUUCGAGGAAAAUCAAACAGAGAUGAAGCUACACCAGAUCGUAACGGAGUACGACCCGCCCGUUACUGCGCUUUCUCAGAACUGUAAACUCGAUAUAGAGAAGCAGUCUGGUGAAUGUGUGCAGAAGCAUAUUUAUCGAUUUGAAUAUCGCACGGAUUCGGCUGGAAGCACAACUCAAACAAGGACUUACGAGUCGACAUCUACGUUUACUGGCACCCUCUUUCCUAUAGCUACUUUAACAACCAGCGGUGCAAAGCAGGCGAUAAGCGGAAAUAUUGGCAUUGUUGCAACUAUGCUUUUCGCGACGGCCUUUGCUAGGUAUCUGUAA
Messenger RNA from Psilocybe cubensis, 612 nucleotides. RefSeq lists its product as uncharacterized. The record is from RefSeq and is a predicted model, not a curated record. The transcript is spliced from 3 exons. The coding region runs from base 1 to 612 and encodes 203 amino acids. Lineage: Eukaryota; Fungi; Basidiomycota; Agaricomycetes; Agaricales; Agrocybaceae.